ACCUAUAUAAAUGUACUCGCUAUUACAUUAUUAUUUCGGUAACCACGCGAAGUAGUCGGAGUCUGAUUGGAUAUCUAUUAUGGAUGUCUCAGCAGAUAUUAAAAUUGGCGACAACACCACGUCGAUCACACCCAACGAUAUUAAAAUUGGCGACAACACCACGUCGAUCACACCCAACGAUCGGCCGGUUGAAAAACAAUCAUAUCAACUGGUUAUUGUUUGGCGCAACGUUAUACUGUGCUCGUUGGUCCAUUUGGGCGCACUGUAUGGCGUUUACUUGGCGUUUGUUUCUGCAAAACUCACUACGACUAUUUUCGCAAUCUGCUUGUAUCAAAUCACUGCAAUUGGCGUUACCGCUGGAUCACAUAGACUUUGGUCGCAUCGGGCGUUCAAAGCGACAUGGCAAUUGCGGCUUAUCAUUAUUAUACUCAAUACAAUAGCGUUUCAGAAUUCAGUUUACGAGUGGGCCCGCGAUCAUAGACUACACCACAAGUACACAGACACGAACGCUGACCCGCACAAUUCGAAUAGAGGACUGUUCUUUUCGCACGUCGGUUGGUUAUUGUGCCGAAAACAUCCGGACGUUAUCGAGAAGGGCCGCACCAUUGACGUUAGCGAUUUGUUGGCCGAUCCGUUUGUGGCGUUCCAAAAAAAAUACUUUUGGUUCCUGAUAACGUGGGCGUGCUUCAUUAUACCCACACUUAUACCAGUGUACUUUUGGGGAGAAACAUGGAGAAAUUCUUGGUACGUGGCAGUUUUGUUGAGGUACGUGCUCACACUCAACGGAAUUUGGUUGAUCAACAGCGCCGCGCAUGCAUGGGGAGGAAAACCAUACGACAGGUCCAUUAAACCGACGCAGAACCUUGGAGUGGCCAUCAUGUCUGUGGGCGAGGGCUGGCACAACUACCAUCACGUGUUUCCGCAGGAUUACAAGGCGGCAGAACUUGGAAAUUACAAAUUUAAUUUCACUACUGCGUUCAUCGACCUGUUCGCUAAAAUCAGAUGGGCGUACGACCUAAAAACCGUGUCAACAGAGUUAGUGCAUCAACGAGUCUUGCGUACCGGCCAGAUUCAGUCCCGGAAAGAUCCGGAGCCAAUUUCAGAGGGCUGGGUCGAAAAAUACUUUCUUUGGUUGCACUGCAUCAUAAAGAGAAUUUUGUCAUGAAUUAAUAUAUUUCAAUGAUCGUAAACAGCUGUAUAAAAGUAGAUAAUAUGCAUAAAAUAAAUAUU
Molecule: messenger RNA, 1230 nt
Organism: Melanaphis sacchari
Lineage: Eukaryota; Metazoa; Arthropoda; Insecta; Hemiptera; Aphididae
Product: acyl-CoA Delta(11) desaturase-like
Exons: 5
Coding region: 80-1165 (361 amino acids)
Biological process (GO): unsaturated fatty acid biosynthetic process
Cellular component (GO): endoplasmic reticulum membrane
Molecular function (GO): stearoyl-CoA 9-desaturase activity; iron ion binding
Source: RefSeq, a predicted model, not a curated record